Messenger RNA from Ciona intestinalis (vase tunicate), 1440 nucleotides. The record is from RefSeq and is a predicted model, not a curated record. NCBI's taxonomy places the organism in Eukaryota, Metazoa, Chordata, Ascidiacea, Phlebobranchia, Cionidae.
CUUUAUUGUGAACAGUUAUGUUUUUUCCAAUUGUUUUUGUUUGGUAAAGGCCCUUAUACAUCCUUUAUCUAGAAUUUAUUAUGUUCGACGAUUAUCGUUGUAUCAUAACUGUAUACACCAUGUGCUACUAAAUACGCAGCAAACAAAACCUAAUCCAAUUAUAAUAAUGUACCAACAUGAUAUAUAUUGUGCCAAUAUCUAGCACCAUCAGUCUGUUAUUAAAAUACGCUUAAUUGCCAAGUUGUUACAAUUAACUAUACUUUAACAUAACGCAGAUUACUGUAGGGGUUAUUUCGAUUACUAUUGGUCAUUAUGAAGUGCAUUUGGUUUGUGUUGCUUGUAGAGGUUAUCAGCGUAGUUGAUUCACAUCGACCGCUGACCAACGGGGGGAAUUAUGAACUCUCUUCGUUUUCCACGAAAGCUAAAUCAAUGGCAGAGGUGAUCUACAUGAUGUGCUUGCCCAAAGUUCCGGAUUACGUUAACGCAACAGCAAGACCGAGCAACCCAUCUUUGCCCCACAAGUUCAACCUGACCAUUCUUGAAAUUAAGAAACUCAGCUUUAUAGUUGAAAUAGAGCGAGUUGACCAAGCUACAGGGUGGGAUUGGAUGCCGAUAACUGUGGAUUGGUCCUCGUAUAUAGGUAAUGGAACGGUUUAUCGGAAUCUGAUCCUUUGGUUCCCUGAUGCUGCAGAUAUAAGAGGAAUGAACCGUAACACAGCAUCGAAGUCCUGCAUUGACAAUGGCGGUCGAUUGGUGGAUAUUGUGGAUAAAGCGAUGUACGACGUGGUUUAUAACUACAGUCGACAAACCAUCGUAUUCGGAUCAAUUCCUUGGGUUGAUAUUUGGCUCGGUUCAAGUUACAACCCAGCGACUGAUACAGUGACGCAGAGCAACGGGAAACCUGGUUAUCAUGGAGAUUGGAUCCCUGGUUAUCCGUGGAGAGGAAGUAGAUACGAGACGUACACCGGAUUGUUGCUUGACAUCAAACCACCAGGUUACACCAGCACCCACCACGGAAUGUUUAAUUAUCGCCCGACAUGGGAUUCUGCGGCCGUUACACAAUUAUGUUCAACUAACCUAAUAUAACUUAGUUAGCAUAAGUUGGAUGGCGAAUGAAUUAAUAUUUGAAUGGAUGAAUGUAACGUAUAUACAAGGGUCGAAUUAGUAGCGUGAAAUAACAAAAAAAACAUCUGGAGUAAAAAAUUAUUAAUAUUUUAAAAAUAAAAUUGAGAAGGAUAUUCGGUUAAAUGUUUAAAAAUAUCUCCCAGCGUAAAAUUGGUUAUUUUCUAUGAAGCAAACGCAUUUUUAAUCCUAACAAGUUAAAUGUAAAUUUUAUUGUGAUAAUAAUCGACGCAACAAUUGCUUCUAUGUUGCAACAAUGACUAAGCAUUUAAUGGGGAUUUCCCAAUAAAGAGAACGAAUAUAAGAAAACUUUUUUCC